Bradysia coprophila is the source of this 936-nucleotide messenger RNA. Its product is annotated as exosome complex component MTR3-like. NCBI's taxonomy places the organism in Eukaryota, Metazoa, Arthropoda, Insecta, Diptera, Sciaridae. Gene Ontology annotation, molecular function: RNA binding. The record is from RefSeq and is a predicted model, not a curated record. Gene Ontology annotation, cellular component: cytoplasmic exosome (RNase complex); nucleolus; nuclear exosome (RNase complex). Gene Ontology annotation, biological process: rRNA catabolic process; poly(A)-dependent snoRNA 3'-end processing; U4 snRNA 3'-end processing.
AUUUUUGACAAUUCAAAGUAAACAUAAACAGAGGACCAAAACAUGCCGUACGAUAAUAAGCGCAUAAAUGGACCGGAUUCCUCCAUAUCCUACCAAUAUCACUCGAAAGCCAACUUAAAGACAUACGAAGACAAGCUCAAAGAGCUGUUUCAGCAGGAAAAUGAAUUGCGGGUCGAUGGUCGUCGAAAUACGGAAGCACGGAAGAUGUUUCUUAAAUCCGGAGUUAUUUCGCAAGCAAAAGGAUCCGCUUACAUAGAGCUGGGAAACACUAAAGUCAUUGUUGCAGUUUAUGAUCCCAGAGAGAUACCAAAGCAAAACAAAUACAGUGCUCUCGGUGAAUUAUUUUGUGAUUUCAAGUUCUCGUCAUUCGCUAGCAAAAAACGUCGCUCACCGCAAACCGACUCCGAAGAACAAUCAUUGGCUUUAUCGAUGAAACGGUCACUGAUGCCCGUUGUAUGCCGGCAUGAAUUUCCCAAUUUUCAAGUCGACAUCUUUGCCAAUGUAAUUCAAGACGAUGGUUCGGUGCUUGGUGCCGCAAUUACGUGCGCCGGUUUAGCCUUAGCUGAUGCUGGAAUUCCUAUGUACGAUAUCAUCACGUCCACAACGGUCGGAAUUAUCGACAACAAAAUCAUAUUGGAUCCGAAUGCAGCCGAAGAAGAUGUCUGUAACAAUGGAUUCGGUGACCAGGAGCAUGGAAUUAUCGUGAUGAGUCGACUGUCCACUCAUGAUCAAAUAUCCGAGCUAUGGCAAUCGGGAUUUAUCCACUUGGAUACGUUGCAGUCGGCAAACAAGCUACUGCUGGAGACUACACAAGAGAUCGUGCCGAUUAUCAAGAAAAUUUUAGUGAAAAAAAUUGUCAAAUCAAUCAAAGAGACGGAACGAAAUGACGAGAGUGCGAAGUAAUAAAAAACAAAAAAUUUUAUGAGAAAUACCACA